AUGGCAAUGAUAGUAUUAUUAUUUAUAUUAUUACUCCAAUACUUAUUAAUAGCUUAUUCCUUUGAAAUUAAUGUUCAUUAUGCAGAAGGUAAUCCAGAACUACAAGCAUUCCGAAUUGAACCUUACAUUGAUGCAAAUGGGACUAUCAAGCCUAUUGAUAUGUCUCUACCAAUACCAGAUUUUAAUUUUAAUAACUGUAAAUAUUUUAAUAAAAGUGAUGAAAACGUAGAAUAUGAUAUAGGAGUUGAAAGACAACCUGGAACACGUGUUUAUUCUAUAACUCCAGGAUACUUACUAGUAACUUAUUUAAAUACAACGGACGUUACCGCCUCUCCUGCUGUAUUUGGAUUAAUUAUAAAUUGGCAGGGUGAAAUACUUUCGAAUAAUUAUCUCGGUGACGCAUAUAUUAAUAAUGAUGGUGUGCAAUUUUCGAGUAAAAUUAAUUUUUUUGCUACUGAACCAGAGUUAGGAUUCUUUGUUUCCGAAUUUAUUACUGGUUCAUACAAUAUAAAAUGGAGAUUUUUUAGUCAACCUGACGAAAGAGGACAAAUAACCUUAAGUAAUGAGAAUAUUAUUACAUUUACACAAAUAAAAUCCGAGACAAGAUUCAUUGAAUUUCCAACAAUUGCUAAAACUAAUAAAGUGUCAGAAACCGCUUUGAUUUAUCAAAAUACUAAUAACCCACCAUUAAAAAUUGAUGAUAUCACAUGUGGAAAUUCAUUUAUUAUUGUUGGUUAUUCUUGUUUUAUCGCAGUAUCAGAUGUUAGUAUUAAUGGUGGAAGAUAUGUUGUACAAGUAGAUUUUUCAUCUACUGGUUCCGUAACGGAUAUUAAAGAAAUUCGAGGUUUAAACAUAACUAAGGUUGACCAUAUUUUCAUGUCAAUUUUAUUUAAUGGAGGAUAUUUACUUACCAUACACACUAGAAUGAACGAAGGAAAUGAUGAUGUACUAGUUGUUGCACUUAAGCAAGUAGGUACAAGUGAUAUUUGGAAUAUAUAUUAUUCAGAAUUACCUCGUUUCAUAGAAGAUGAUGGUUAUUUUAAUCCAAUUAUCGAUUCAACAACUCCAAAAAUUAAUGAUACUAUUCCUAUGCAAACUCCAUCUCUGAGCAUUUCAUACAAAUCACCUGUAGAACUUUCUUCAGGAAACAUUUCAAUCUUUGAAGUAAAUGGAAAAGAAAGUUAUUUUCGACAAAGUUUUAAUGGACAGACUACGGAGUUUUUGACAAGUGACGAUGAUAAAAAAAUUACAAUAAAUGUUUUUGAAAAACCUCUUUUAGGUAUCAAGAAAAAUCAGUGGUAUAUUCUUACAGGUGAUUCGUAUGGUUCAGUAAAACUUGAUAUAAAAAGUUCAAAAUCAUUUUUAAACUUACAAUCAGAACAAGAAAAGAAGAAAAUUAGAGAUAAUUUGGCUAUUGAACUAUCAGAAUCAGCUUCUGUAAGUCCAGAUCGUAUAAAGGUAACCGAAAGAUAUCAAAAUGAUCAAGGACAAGUUGUACUCUUAUUCUCAAUAAGUGCAACUGAUGAUCCAUUUAAAUCCAGUGAUUUAUACGAUAAAUACAAGGCCAGAUUUAUUUCUAGUGUUAUCAUUACAUCUUUAAUAAUUGCGACGAUUUUAUUAAUUAUUUCAGAUUUCACAAUGGAUUUUUAUUUUGCUAUUGUUGAUAGUAAAAAAAUUAAUUUACAAAUACCAAGUCUUGUAAUUUUAAUAAUCCCGGUAGUAAUUAAUUUAGUACUUAUAGUAAAAACUACUUUUGAUGAUGAUAAUUUUCGAGAUUGGUAUAAAAAAAGUAGACCAAAAGCUUUAUUAUUUACAAUAUGUGGUAUAGUUGAUAUUGAAACUUUGAGUAUAUGUCCGCUUGGUUUAUCUAAAGAAACUGGUUCAUCUAAAAAACAUGGGUCAUCUGAAGAAAUCAGUUCGUCUAAAGAAUUUAGUUCAUAUGAAGAAACUGGUUUACCUAAAGAAACGGAUUUAUCUAAAGAAACGGAUUUAUCUAAAGAAACUGAUUUAACUAAAGAAACGGAUUUAUCUAAAGAAACUGAUUUAACUAAAGAAACGGAUUUAUCUAAAGAAACUGAUUUAACUAAAGAUGGUCCAUUUAAAGAACAUGGAUCAUCUGAAAAGGCUGGUUUAUCUAAAAAAACCUUAAAAUUGAUUAUAUGGACUGGAUUUUUUAUGUUUAUUAUUGAAGACAUUCCUCAAUUAAUCAUUCAAGUUAUAUAUAAACUUUUAAUUGUCAAUUACGAUAUUAUUCCAUUUAUAACACUUACUAUAAGUUCUUUAAUCAUUAUUAGUGGAAUUUUUAGUAAAUUAAUUGCUAUUGUUGACAUGAAAAAUAGCAGCAUUCAUAGUAUUCAUGACGAGAAAAAUGAGACAAAUAAUCAGGUGACACUGCCGAUCGUUUAA
This is a messenger RNA of Rhizophagus irregularis DAOM 181602=DAOM 197198, 2406 nucleotides long. Lineage: Eukaryota; Fungi; Glomeromycota; Glomeromycetes; Glomerales; Glomeraceae. The record is from RefSeq and is a predicted model, not a curated record.